Molecule: messenger RNA, 2313 nt
Organism: Penicillium subrubescens
Lineage: Eukaryota; Fungi; Ascomycota; Eurotiomycetes; Eurotiales; Aspergillaceae
Product: guanine nucleotide exchange factor VPS9
Exons: 4
Coding region: 1-2313 (770 amino acids)
Biological process (GO): vesicle-mediated transport
Cellular component (GO): cytosol; endocytic vesicle
Molecular function (GO): guanyl-nucleotide exchange factor activity; small GTPase binding; ubiquitin binding
Source: RefSeq, a predicted model, not a curated record
AUGUCGGCCACCGAACCCUUGUCCCCUUUGGGCUCUGGGAAAAAGAGGGAGCAGCCCACCCACGAGGCGCUCGAGAGCCCAACGCCCGCAACCGACCUCCCCGAAACAGAGCAUGGCCCCUCGAUCGAAAGCUCACAACAAGCCGAGAUGGGCACAGAACCGCCUACGAAGCCGCGCAUCCCUGCUGGGCUAGUCGAUGUUCAGACCGACACAGCAGAAGUAUCUCCACCUUCAGUAGCAGCACCGUCUCAACCGGACCGGCUUGCGGGACAGGUCGAAGCGCUGUCACUGUCGGUCAAGAUACCCGAGUCCGGGAUGUCCUCGACGGCAAACACUCCUCCCCCUCCUCCUCCGCCCGAGAAAGAUGACUCCUACCUCACCUCGAAUCCAACCGCCCCUGUCGCUACUCCUCAGCCAGCUAGCGCGCCCAACUCCGGCCCAAGCUCUGAGAAGGAGCUCCCAGAUGUACCCGGAGAUAGCGACCCCGAGACCAGCCAGACAGUCCGAAGCAAUGGAGCUCGAGAUGACAAUGAUUCCCAACCAGAGAUCCAGAAUAUUAUGGGCCAGUUCCAGGACCCUGCAAGAACUACCGACCAGGAGGAGAUCAUGUCCCCUCGAUUGGAGCUGGCCGAACAGUUCCGCACAUCGCAGCACUUCCCGCCUCGCAGGUCGAGUCUCGAGCCUGUACACUCCCCCUCAUCUGGUCCUUCAGGGCCCGCCGCAUCACAUAGUGGCCCGGCUGCGCCAGCUCACCACCGAUACUCCGUCGGCCCUGAAGACCUUACUUUGACCCGACAAUCAUCAGCCUCGACUCUCCCACCCCCACCCGAGCCUGAACCAGACCAACCAUUUGAUUUCCACCGAUUCCUAGAGCAACUGCGUCACCGGACUGCUGAUCCGGUCGCUAAAUUCCUGCGCUCGUUCCUGACGGAGUUUGCAAAGAAGCAAUGGAUGGCCCACGAACAAGUCAAGAUUAUCAGUGACUUCUUGGCUUUCAUCACGAAUAAGAUGGCCAUAUGCGAAAUAUGGCGUGACGUGUCGGAUGCCGAGUUUGAUAAUGCGAAGGAAGGAAUGGAGAAGUUGGUUAUGAAUCGUUUGUAUUCGCAGACGUUUUCGCCUGCGAUCCCGGCUCCUCCGACAAUUCCUAGAAGUACAAGCCGGAGUCGGAGGCGAGAGAUUGAAAAACUUCAUGGACCGUGGCGACGGGGCCAGCAUCAAGAGGAUAUCGAGCGGGAUGACAUAUUGGCGCAGAAGAUUCGCAUUUAUAGUUGGGUUAAAGAGGAGCAUCUAGAUAUUGCCGCGGUUAGUGGUAGUGGGCGAAGGUUCCUGAGCUUGGCACAGCAAGAAUUAUUGAAGAUAAACGGCUACCGCGCCCCUCGAGAUAAGGUUAUUUGCAUUUUGAACUGCUGCAAAGUGAUCUUUGGUCUUUUGAGGAACAGCAGAAAGGCCGAUACCUCUGCCGACUCAUUCGUUCCACUCCUGAUCUAUGUGGUAUUGCAUGCAAACCCAGGAAACCUUGUCUCCAACAUCCAAUACAUCCUGCGCUUCCGCAAUCAAGAAAAGCUUGGUGGAGAAGCAGGCUACUAUCUUUCCUCAUUAUCUGGAGCCAUUCAAUUCAUCGAGACCCUCGACCGCACGAGUCUCACCGUCAGUGAUGAAGACUUUGAGCGCAAUGUCGAGGCAGCCGUCUCCGCCAUUGCCGAACAAAACCGUGAACACGAAUCUCUGUCGGAGAAGUCUCCCACUCAACCUACCGCCCCGAGCGGCCCAGCUCCACCAGCAGCUGGACCGAGUCGAAGAGAUGCCUCCCAAUCUGACGACGACACCUCUGCCCCCGUUGCAGGCCUCCUCCGUACCAUCCAAAAACCUCUUUCCACCAUCGGCCGGAUCUUCUCCGACGACGCAGACUCGAGCCCGUCGUCUGCUCAAGACCGUCCGCUCCAGCCUGCAACAACUCCUCAACCAGGUAUUGCGCCCCCACGCCUCACACCCAAUGUCUACCAGCCUCCCCGCGCAAGCAGCGAAGGCCGCCGCUCUGGCGAUGAGCGCCCAGCUCCGCCCCGUGAGAAGACCGGCGGGGCUCAGAAGAAUCUUAGUCGCGUGCUCGACGCUCAAGACGCAGCUGCCCGCCAGGCUAGCGCUGAAGAAGCCGAGGCGCAGCGUAUUCAGCGUGCCGAGCAUAACAAUGUUGUCGAGACGCUUUCGAACAUGUUCCCGAAUCUGGACCGCGAUGUGAUUGAUGAUGUGGUCAAGCAGAAGGAAGGGAGAGUCGGUCUCGCCGUGGACGCAUGCCUUGCUCUCAGCGCAGAGUAG